AAUAAUAAUUUUCAGAGAGAGAGAGAGAGACACACAAGAGAGAUCUGUAAAUACUGUUUGGAAUUUGGUGUAUUCUCGCUUGUUUUAUUCAUUUUCAGCUGAAAACUCAAGCAUUUAAGCUGAAGAAAGUGAGAAAUGGAGAGAACUACUCCGGUGAGGAAACCUCACACAUCUACAGCAGAUCUGCUCACUUGGUCGGAAAAUCCACCGGAAGGCCCUUCAGCCAUUGAUUCUGCGACAUCUGCUUCACGUUCAGGGAUCCGUAAUCACCAUCCUUCAAGCAAGAUCAGUAAGGUCGUCUUCGGAGGACAGGUUACUGACGAGGAAGCUGAAAGCUUGAAUAAAAGGAAACCAUGCUCAGGCUCUAAAUUGAAGGAGAUUACUGGUAGCCGUAUCUUUGCAGCUGAUGGUGAAAACGGUGCUUCAGAUUCUGGCAGUGCCAAUCCAACUCCUAGUAUACGAAUUUACCAGCAAGCUGUUAGUAGAAUCAGCCAGAUAUCAUUUAGUGCAGAAGAGAGUGUAUCUCCCAAGAAGCCAACCUCGCUGCCUGAGGUGGCAAAGCAGAGAGAGCUAAGUGGAACAUUUGCAAGCGAGUCAGAUGCAAAAAUGAAUAAACAGCUGUCUGAUGCUAAGUGUAAGGAGCUUAGUGGACAUGAUAUAUUUGGCCCUCCUCCUGAGAUUCUACCUCGACCAUUGGCUGCACGUUCUUUGGAGCUGAAAGAAAGCAAGGACAUGGGGGAACCAGCACCACGAAAUGUACGCACAUCCGUUAAAGUAUCUAAUCCUGCGGGAGGUCAGAGUAGUGUCAUGUUCAACGAUGAAACUGUUACAAAGACUGCGAAGAAGAUACAUAAUCAGAAGUUUCAAGAACUUAGUGGCAAUGACAUAUUUAAAGGGGAUGCACCUCCAGGGUCUGCUGAGAAGCCGCUCAGCAAUGCAAAGCUACGGGAGAUGAGUGGCAGUAACAUCUUUGCUGAUGGAAAGGCAGCCUCCAGAGACUACUUAGGUGGUGUUCGCAAACCUCCAGGUGGGGAGAGCAGCAUUGCCCUUGUUUAACCUUCUUGUCUUAUCUAACCCUGUUAUUUUACUUUAAUUAUUUUCUGUUCAUGUUUGGUUGUCUCGACCCUUGCAAGAUUGGAAUAUGAUUUUUAACGAUGG
Molecule: messenger RNA, 1158 nt
Organism: Telopea speciosissima
Lineage: Eukaryota; Viridiplantae; Streptophyta; Magnoliopsida; Proteales; Proteaceae
Exons: 6
Coding region: 136-1056 (306 amino acids)
Source: RefSeq, a predicted model, not a curated record